AUGGCGUUCCAAUCACAGAAAGCUGUUCCAAACCCCAAAGAGAUACCAAUUAUCAAAGCCCUGCAAAGUCCACAGCGUUUCCCUGAAUGCAACAUUCUAUUAGCGUCAUCUGGUGCAAUUGCAUCUCCGAAUCGGGACAAUCUGGUUCGACCUUCUUCACAUAUGUGGCAAUUAUUUGAUAUUGAAAAAACAGAUAAAAAAUCCAAGGCUGUGUGUAAGUUUUGCUGUUUUAAAUACGCCUUUCCAAACGCAACUCGCAUGACGAAUCAUAUAUUAAACCAAUGUUCAAAAUGUCCUUUGGAAAUUAAACAAAAAUAUGGCAAUGAAAUACAAUCGAGUUCGAAGUCUUCGACGUCAGAAGAAAAAGAAAGUAACAAAGAUAUCCGGCUAGAAGCAUUAGAAGAUACCAGUCUCCCUUCAACUAGCAAAAAGGACGCGUCAUCAAUGUCAUCAUCUUCCGAAUCUCCAUUACCAUCAGUAAAACGCAAGAAAGCCAGCUGCCAACAAACAUUGAGCGGGUUUUUCGAUAAAAUAGCUGUAUCAGAGUCUUCUCAAAUUGAUGAGGCAUUAGCUAGGGCUCUUUAUGCUUCUGGUGCUCCUUUUUCUCUUUUCAAAAUAAAUAUUGGCGACAGAGAGUCGGAGUCAAAUUGCUCCCGUCUCAAAGGCGGAGGCUUAGUUUUGGUCGGUGUCGAUGUCUUCACGCCAUCUGACGCGUUCAACGCCUGGCAGAACUCCAACUCUUCCUUAUCUCCGAAUAAGUUCCUGCGACACGGUGGCGGGUACUCCCAAGGCGUACGAGGAGUUUCCUCCAAAGCCGCGUGA
Acanthoscelides obtectus is the source of this 822-nucleotide messenger RNA. Lineage: Eukaryota; Metazoa; Arthropoda; Insecta; Coleoptera; Chrysomelidae. The record is from the annotation of a GenBank genome assembly.